UCGUGGCGGCGGCCGUAAAGCGCGGCGGUCGAACGGCCGGUUCCGGCUGAAUGUCAGUGCGGAGCUGUGGGCCGGGGAGGAAGGUGGUUGGCGGUCCCUCUACCACCUCCGCCGCUGCCUCCUCCGCUUGUGCUGCCACUGCGGGCGCCCGGCCGCUCGGCCGCUCGGGCAUGAGACCGUGAGGCGGGCAACAGGUCGGGGCCGCCGACAUGUUUGGCCGCUCGCGGAGCUGGGUGGGCGGGGGCCAUGGCAAGUCUUCCCGCAACAUCCACUCCUUGGACCACCUCAAGUAUCUGUAUCAUGUCUUGACCAAAAACACCACAGUCACAGAACACAAUCGGAACCUACUAGUGGAGACCAUCCGUUCCAUCACUGAGAUCCUGAUCUGGGGAGAUCAAAAUGACAGCUCUGUAUUUGACUUCUUCCUGGAGAAGAACAUGUUUGUUUUCUUCCUGAACAUCCUGCGGCAGAAGUCAGGCCGCUAUGUGUGCGUUCAGCUGCUGCAGACCCUGAACAUCCUCUUCGAGAAUAUCAGUCACGAGACCUCCCUGUAUUAUUUGCUCUCUAAUAACUAUGUAAAUUCUAUCAUUGUCCAUAAGUUUGAUUUUUCUGAUGAAGAGAUUAUGGCAUAUUAUAUAUCAUUCCUGAAAACACUUUCGUUAAAACUCAACAACCACACCGUCCAUUUCUUUUACAAUGAGCACACCAAUGACUUUGCCCUGUACACAGAAGCCAUCAAGUUUUUCAAUCAUCCUGAAAGCAUGGUUAGAAUUGCUGUAAGAACCAUAACUUUGAAUGUCUACAAAGUGUCAUUGGAUAACCAGGCCAUGCUGCAUUAUAUCCGAGAUAAAACUGCUGUUCCUUACUUCUCCAAUUUGGUCUGGUUCAUUGGGAGCCACGUGAUUGAACUUGAUAACUGUGUGCAGACCGAUGAGGAACACCGGAACCGGGGGAAGCUGAGUGACCUGGUGGCCGAGCACCUGGACCACCUGCACUAUCUCAACGACAUCCUGAUCAUCAACUGCGAGUUCCUCAAUGACGUGCUCACGGACCAUCUGCUGAACAGGCUCUUCCUGCCCCUCUACGUGUACUCGCUGGAGAACCAGGACACGGGAGGAGAACGCCCGAAGAUCAGCCUGCCGGUUUCUCUCUAUCUCCUGUCGCAGGUCUUCCUAAUUAUACAUCACGCACCCUUGGUGAACUCUUUAGCUGACGUCAUUCUGAAUGGUGAUCUGUCUGAGAUGUACGCUAAGACCGAACAGGAUGUUCAGAGAAGUGCCAAGCCCAGCAUUCGGUGCUUCAUUAAGCCCACCGAGACGCUUGAGCGCUCCCUUGAGAUGAACAAACACAAGGGCAAGAGGCGGGUGCAGAAGAGACCCAACUACAAAAACGUUGGGGAGGAAGACGAGGAGGAGAAGGGGCCCGCCGAGGAUGCCCAGGAAGACGCUGAGAAGACUAAAGGUACUGAGGGUGGUUCAAAAGGCAUCAGGACGAGUGGGGAGAGUGAAGAGAUAGAGAUGGUGAUCAUGGAGCGUGGCAAGCUCCCGGAGCUGGCGGCCAGCACCUCUGUGCAGGAACAAAACACCACGGACGAGGAAAAGAGCGCCGCCGCUACGGGCUUGGAGAGCGCGCAGUGGAGCAGACCCUUCCUAGAUAUGGUGUACCACGCCCUGGACAGCCCGGAUGAUGACUACCAUGCCCUCUUUGUUCUCUGCCUCCUCUACGCCAUGUCUCAUAACAAAGGCAUGGAUCCUGAAAAACUCGAGCAAAUCCAGCUCCCGGUGCCCGGUGCGGCAGAGAAGACCACCUACAACCAUCUCCUGGCCGAGAGACUCAUCAGGAUCAUGAACAACGCGGCCCAGCCAGAUGGGAAGAUCCGAUUGGCGACUCUGGAGCUGAGCUGCCUGCUCUUAAAGCAGCAAGUGGUGACCAGCACGGGCUGCAUCAUAAAGGACGUGCACCUGGCCUGCCUAGAGGGUGCCCGAGAAGAAAGCGUUCACCUAGUUCGGCAUUUUUAUAAGGGAGAAGAAAUUUUCUUGGACAUGUUUGAAGAUGAGUACAGGAGCAUGACAAUGAAGCCCAUGAACGUGGAGUAUCUCAUGAUGGACGCCUCCAUCCUCCUGCCCCCCACGGGCACGCCACUGACUGGCAUCGACUUUGUGAAGCGGCUGCCGUGUGGCGACGUGGAGAAGACCCGGCGGGCCAUUCGGGUGUUCUUCAUGCUCCGCUCCCUGUCGCUGCAGCUGCGAGGGGAGCCCGAGACCCAGUUGCCCCUGACGCGGGAGGAAGACCUGAUCAAAACGGAUGACGUGCUGGAUCUGAACAACAGCGACCUGAUUGCGUGCACAGUGAUCACCAAGGACGGCGGCAUGGUCCAACGAUUCCUGGCGGUCGACAUUUACCAGAUGAGCCUGGUGGAACCCGACGUGUCUAGGCUCGGCUGGGGAGUGGUCAAGUUCGCCGGCCUCCUGCAGGACAUGCAGGUGACGGGCGUGGAGGAUGACAGCCGCGCCUUGAACAUCACCAUCCACAAGCCUGCGUCCAGCCCCCACUCCAAGCCCUUCCCGAUCCUCCAGGCCACCUUCGUGUUCUCGGACCACAUCCGCUGCAUCAUCGCUAAGCAGCGCCUGGCCAAGGGCCGCAUCCAGGCAAGGCGCAUGAAGAUGCAGAGGAUAGCCGCCCUCCUGGACCUCCCGAUCCAGCCGACGACCGAAGUCCUGGGGUUUAGACUUGGCUCCUCCUCUUCCACCCAGCACCUGCCUUUCCGUUUCUACGACCAGUGCCGCCGGGGCAGCAGCGACCCCACGGUGCAGCGCUCUGUGUUCGCGUCGGUGGACAAGGUGCCAGGCUUUGCCGUGGCCCAGUGCAUAAACCAGCACAGCUCGCCGUCCCUGUCCUCGGCAUCUGCCAGCGGGAGCCCCAGCGGCAGUGGGAGUGCCAGCCACUGUGACUCUGGGGGCACCAGCUCAUCGUCCACCCCUUCCGCUACCCAGAGCCCGUCAGAUGACCCCAUAACUAUGGAACAGCCUCAGCCUCAUCUUCCCAGACAGUUGGUGAUCGUCAAUGAAACGGAAGCAGAGGCCAGGCCCAGCAAGAGCCUGGCAAGGAGCGCAGACGCGGAGACAGUCAGCCUGUCCCCCAGCCUCAUCCCCACCCAGCAGCCCACCAUCUCCCUGCUCUGUGAGGACACUGCCGACACGCUGAGCGUGGAGUCGCUGACCCUCGUCCCUCCCGUCGACCCCCACAGCCUCCGCACCCUCACGGGCAUCCCCGCGCCGCCCGCACCCGCCGCGGUGGGCACAGCGACACCCGGCGAGGAGGCCGCACCCCCGGAGGCAGCGGGCCCCGCCGAGCACUGAGUGGGCGCCGAGCGGCCUCCCUUUGUGUGUGUGGCCCCGCUGGCAGGGACCCAGGAUAGCCGACUCAGAGACACAUCGGGAGCACCCAGGGUCCCCGUGGCCCCAGGAACCACCCCUGCCAUCUUCUCACCCUCCUUCGCUCCAUUUGAAUUCCCGUUUCACUUUACACGUCUUGGAGAGCAGGCUGGACCCGGUGGAGACACUGCAGUGAGCCCCGAUGACCAGGCGGCUGCUUCGGGGCAGAGAUCGGCCUCCUGGUCUCUGAGCCUGGUGACCCUGGGUGGCAGGACCCCUGCCCCCCCUCUCCACCAGCCAGCCGCUCCACAGUCUAGAAGCUCCCCGGCCGCCACACCCAGUGUGCCCGGAACAAAUGGACCAGUUCACACUGGGUAGAAAUUUGUAGAGAAACAAACUUCGAUAAGCAUCUCCUUUGGAUAUUUAUUUCCACUUUUGGCAGUAGACAAAAAGCAUUUAUUUAAAAAGCGUCUAUUUAA
Molecule: messenger RNA, 3853 nt
Organism: Lontra canadensis (Northern American river otter)
Lineage: Eukaryota; Metazoa; Chordata; Mammalia; Carnivora; Mustelidae
Gene: CLEC16A
Product: C-type lectin domain containing 16A
Exons: 24
Coding region: 210-3359 (1049 amino acids)
Biological process (GO): endosome to lysosome transport; regulation of autophagosome maturation; endosomal transport
Cellular component (GO): late endosome; endolysosome membrane
Source: RefSeq, a predicted model, not a curated record